Molecule: messenger RNA, 1887 nt
Organism: Plenodomus lingam JN3
Lineage: Eukaryota; Fungi; Ascomycota; Dothideomycetes; Pleosporales; Leptosphaeriaceae
Source: RefSeq, a predicted model, not a curated record
AUGGCCCCCGAUCAGGUCAGGUUUUGGGGAGGUGGACGGGGGAGAUGGAGGCGGGAGGUAGACAUCGUCCCCUUCUCUUUCCCUGGGUUGUCUACUGUACACUUGUUGUCCACUUCACUUCACCUCGACUCGCUACCGAGCGCAUAUCGUCAAGCCACCAUGGCUCAAAAGACUGCGGGAGGCAAUGCUGCCUUUCACAACUACCACAAUGACUUUGCACACAUUGAAGAUCCCAAUGAGCGGAGACGUCUUGCGCUCGCUGAAAUCGACAAGGCGCCCUUUGGCUGGUACCAUAUCCGCGCCAUUCUCGUUGCCGGGACAGGCUUCUUCACCGACAGCUACGACAUCUUCUGCGUCUCGCUCCUGACCAUCAUGUUGGGCAUCGUCUACAGGAACGACAACAAGGGUGUCCUCAGCACGCCUCAAGACACCGCCAUCAAGCUGUCGACCUCCGCCGGUACCGUCAUUGGACAGGUGGGCUUCGGGGCGCUCGCUGACAUUGUCGGUCGCAAGAAGAUGUACGGUCUCGAGUUGAUUCUCAUCAUCGUGGCUACGCUUGCACAAUCGCUCGUUGGCCCUGGACCUGGGGUUUCCGUCGUUGGACUGAUCAUUUUCUGGCGUGUGCUCAUGGGAAUCGGCAAGUUGAACUGUAUCGGUGGUGACUACCCCCUGUCUUCCAUCAUCACAUCCGAGUUUGCUACCACAAAGUGGCGCGGUGCCAUGAUGGGCGCCGUCUUCGCCAUGCAAGGUUUCGGCCAGCUCGGUGGUGCCCUUGUGAUGCUGUGCCUCGUGGCCGGCUUCCAGCACAAGCUCGAAGCCGCCAAGGACUAUGCGGCUUGCACGGGCGACUGUCAGGUUGCUGUCGACAGAAUGUGGCGCGCUUUGAUCGGCAUUGGCAUCGUCCCUGCCUGUAUUGCUCUCUACUACCGCCUCACCAUCCCCGAGACGCCCCGCUACACCUUUGAUGUUGCGCGUGAUGUCGAAAAGGCCAAUGUGGACACCAAGCAGUACCUCUCUGGCAAGCACGGCGAGGGCUCCCCCGACGAAAUCACUCAAAUCACGGCUCGCCAGACCAGCGCCGCUCAACUGGACGUCCCCAAGGCUUCCUUUAAAGACUUCUUCCGCUUCUACGGCAAACUCAAGAACGGCAAGAUCCUGUUUGGAACGGCCAUGUCCUGGCUCCUACUCGACGUUGCCUUUUACGGUCUCGGCCUGAACGCGUCCACGGUUCUCCAAGCCAUUGGGUACGCAGGUGGCAGCAACCUCUACCACCGCCUCUACAACCUCGCGGCUGGAAACUGCAUUCUCAUCUGCGCAGGCGCCAUUCCCGGAUACUGGCUCUCCGUCGCUACCCUCGAUACCGUUGGCCGCAAGCCUCUCCAACUCAUCGGUUUCAGCAUGCUCACGAUCCUCUUCAUCAUCUGGGGCUUCGCCUACCACAAGCUCUCCAGCCACGGCAUGUUGGCCAUUUACAUUCUCAUCCAGCUCUUCUUCAACUGGGGCCCCAACACCACCACCUUCAUCGUCCCCGGCGAAUGCUUCCCCACCCGCUACCGCUCCACCUCUCACGGCAUCUCCGCCGGCUCCGGCAAAAUCGGCUCCAUCAUCGCCCAAGGCGCCAUCUCGCCCUUGCGCACCCGCGGCGCCACAAAGUCCAACGCAAACCCCUGGCUCAACCACGUCAUGCAAAUCUUCUCGGCCUUCAUGUUCGCCGGCAUCUUCACCACGCUGCUGAUUCCGGAGACGAAGCGGCGGACGCUCGAGGAUUUGGCGCAGGAUUGGGAUAUGGGGGGUGAGAGUAUUAUGGGCGAGGGGGUUUUGGCGAAGAAGGGGGAUCAGGAGAGUGCGGAGGGGGAGGGGGAGGGGGAGGGGGGAGUGAGGGUGUAG